Molecule: messenger RNA, 4392 nt
Organism: Lytechinus variegatus (green sea urchin)
Lineage: Eukaryota; Metazoa; Echinodermata; Echinoidea; Temnopleuroida; Toxopneustidae
Product: dyslexia-associated protein KIAA0319-like protein
Exons: 26
Coding region: 272-3679 (1135 amino acids)
Cellular component (GO): plasma membrane; cytoplasmic vesicle
Source: RefSeq, a predicted model, not a curated record
CAUCGAUCUACAUGUAAGAUGGAAUUUACAGCUGGCAGAUUUUUGUAAAAAUUGUGACUUGCUGCUUUGUCUGAUGUAGCUUCCUUCACGUGCAGCCAAUAUUACACACAAUCAACCCUUCAUGCCCAUGAGCACAACAAGACAAGAAGCACGGCUUCAUACCGACUUGAACAACGGUGUCUGAAUGACAGGAGACAAACAAAUCAAGCAAUCUUUUAAUAAUGCAUCGAUUUAACACAGUCUAAUCUUGGAACUCGAUGCCGACUGGGAAAUGGAGUCUCCAGCUGUUGACGGACAGUGCUUGCGUAAAUCACAGAUCAUCGUCUUGCCACUGAAGAUGGAGAAGGGUAUGAAGAGGAAGUGUUGUAGAGGUUCAUCAAGGGCUGCUGAUUCGACCUUAAAUUGGAGGUCACACUGGAUUCAAAAUGUGACAUUGCUCCUGUUCGUGAUGGUGCUAACAGUAUUACCAGCUUCCAUAGAUGGGACGUGCAUAACAGGAAAGAAAAUGAGGGGCUACGUUCCUAGUGAUGAACACACAUUAAACCAUUAUAAACAAAUAAAAGAUUCAAGAUCAUUGGAUGAAUGCAUUACAUUUUGCUGCCAGUCACAAGUAUGUGAUAUGGUGUGGAUGGUGACCGACAGUUGUUAUUCUGUGCAGUGCUUCAGCGAAGAAACGUGCCAGUUUGGAGAAAGCCAUGAUAUGCCGAGCGACACGACGGUAGUUCAAAUUACCCACCAAUCAGAUCAUGAAACAACAUCCAGUGGGCAGUGUAUUCCAGGAUUCAAUGACUGCCAAUACAAUGAAGUGUGUCGGAGAGACCCGACGUACGAAAGGAAUACCUGCCAGUGCCAGGCCGGCUUCUCUAGAGAUUUGUACGGGGAAUGUGUCUAUGAUGAAAGUACAUAUACUGGACUCGACAGCAGAUCACAGACCUCUCCACCUCAGCCAGAGGACCUUGGCAAUCUCAAGCUCUGUUACAGUGAUGGUGAUUGCGAACAAGGAGAAUUCUGCUUUGGACUUGAUCUUUACGACAAUGGCAUAUGUGCAUCAGCUGCACAUUUUCAAAGAAAGCGUGAAGAUUCUUUACGAGAUUUACCCACAACUCAACAUCCUUUAUCUGCAGAGACGAAAAGACCUACUCUUGCUAUCGAUAACACUACACCACUCCAAACGGGUGAAGUUAGUACCAGUGGACUGAUAACCCCCUCUGUGGUGGAGAUGCCUGCUAAGAAGGAUGGCAGUGAUUCAAGCAAUGGCACUGAGGUUAAAUCAAGCGGUGUCGUAGAAACGACAGUGAACACAUCCGAUGGUAACAAACAUAUCCCUGAUACCACCCCCUUGUUGCAUGAUCAAAACCCCACCACCGCCCCCCGUUCGACAACAGCACCACCUCUUUCAUCUCCUCUGCUAGCUGCCACUUCUACUACUUCUACUACCUUAGGUAGCGGGGGAACGCACCCCUUUGUUCAGCUGACCGUUUCACUGGGCGAGAGUAAAUUCCUUCAGCUGCCAGAGGAGACCAGCGUGACUCUUCACGCCUUUGUCCUCCCUGACGAUCAACCUUACACCUACCAGUAUCAGGUGGUCACUCAGCCAGAGGGCAGCUCUGCACAGAUGUCUUCAGAUGAUCCAGCCGAACCACAAGUUACCAUCUCACGGUUGAUAGCUGGUUUUUACCAGUUCAAGGUUUCCGUGGAGGGGUCAAGGUCAUUUGGUACAGGUCAGGUCAAUGUGACGGUCAUUCCCCCGCCUAGAAUCAAUCAGUCCCCGGUAGCGGUCAUCCAGCCAGCCAUGCAGGUGGUGCUGCUACCAAACUCGGCCACCAUAUUGGAUGGAUCUGGAAGUACCGACGAUGAUGAUGACAGGAUAGCAAGUUACAGUUGGAAUCAAGUCAAAGGACCGUUGAAUGACCAUGAGAUCAGUGGUGACCAAGAUACCUUAGAAUUGACCGAUCUCAAACCGGGUGUUUAUCUCAUCAGGUUGACUGUUACAGAUUACGAUGGAGCUUCUAAUUCUACCAUAGCAAAUGUCACUGUUAAAGAAGAGGAGGAUUAUAAACCUCAUGCCCAAGCUGGUCCUGAUGUCGAGAUCAAGCUUCCUGUAGACUUCACAACACUCAACGGUUCCAAGAGCAGUGAUGAUCACGGUAUUACCAGCUAUGAGUGGACCAAGAUGACUGAUAGAGUGGCUGAUAUGACAGGAUCUUCAUCCAAGAUACUUCACCUUACUGGGCUAGAAGAGGGAACGUAUGUCUUCAAGUUGACUGUCACUGAUGCUAAAGAUCAAAAGGAUUCUGAUACAGCUACCGUGAUUGUCAAACCAGAACACAAUACCCCUCCUUCUGCGGAUGCUGGACCUGAUAAGGAGCUUAUGUUACCUUCCGAUACCACCUCUCUGGACGGGAGUGGUAGUACAGAUGAUCAAGGCAUAGAAUCCUAUCAUUGGGAACAAGUUAGUGGUCCGAGUGAUGCUGUAUUGACCAACCCUGACCAAGCAACGGUAGAUGUGUCUGGACUUGGUGAAGGAGCUUACGUCUUUAGCUUGACCGUCCAAGAUGGUCAGGGUGUAUCGGACAGCGCGCAGGUCACUGUUACUGUAAAGAGAGAGAGAAAUCAGCCACCUGUUGCUAGGAUUGGACCCGAUCAAGAGCUAAUCCUCCCUUCAACAUCGUUAGAGGUUGAUGGAUCGCAAUCCUCAGAUGAUAAGGGAAUAGUUUCUUAUCUUUGGACGAGGAGUAAUCAAAGUCCUGCUGCAGGGGUGGUUGUUGGAAACUCUAAUCACGAACCAAUCCUUCGAAUGGUAGACCUUGUUCCAGGGCAGUAUAAAUUCACUCUCAAUGUCUCUGAUGCCAAGGGUGCGUAUGGCACAGAUACGACUGUCAUCACAGUCAAGGAAGACCCCCACAUCCUCUCUCGGGUUCAGAUUGUGUUUGAUGAAGAUAUCACGCUGUUUACUGAGCAAGAUAAGAAUGAUCUGAUAAUGCCACUUGCUGUGAUGCUGGGAGUCAACAAUGGAGAUGUCAUCAUUCAAAGGAUUGCGUUGACAGACAGUAAAAUGCUAAAGGUUGAGUUUCUAGCAUUCAACAAAACAUCUCAUAAACCACUCCCUGGACCUGAGGUCUUAAAGAGAUUGAAGAGCAAAGACAUUAUGUCACAGUCGGCAUUACUCAAACAUAGUAUAUUAGAGUAUGACACAGUAGUUUGUCAGAAGAACUGUUCCAACCACGGUCAUUGUGACCCCUACACAAAACGCUGUGUGUGCGAGACAUUCUGGAUGGAGAACUUUAUCAGGGUAAAAUUCCAAGAUGGAGAAAGCAACUGUGAUUGGAGUAUUCUAUAUGUAAUUAUUGUAUGUUUCUUGGUGCUAGUGGCCCUUGGUGUAUGUGUAUGGUUAAUAGCCUGCUGCUGUGCAAGGAGAAAAAAGAGAGGAAGAAGGCGGCAUCGCUACACUCUGUUAGAAGAUCAGGAAGGCAAUGAUAUGAUGGAGAUGCAUCCAAAAAUGGGAAAUGGUAAGCAGAGUAGCAGCAUCAUGAUAUCUGAAUCGGGCGAAGAUAGCGAUGAUGAGACUACCGUCUUUGAUAUCAAGCGACAGGAUCGGAAUGGAUCCAAACCCGCCAAUGGCUACACAACGGGCAAGCAUCGAUCAAGCAGGAUCCCACAUAGGACUGAUAAACUUUGAAUCCUUCGAGUCUUUGCCAUGAUGCGAUGGAAGUUUAUUUUAUUUGUCAGAUUCUGAGGACAGUUUUUGUGUUGAAUUGAGAAUUGACUCGCGUAGAGUGGCAGAUGGGAUACCUUGAUUUUAUUUAUGUUUUGGAUAUAGUGAUUCAGCAUUGUUUAUGUGAGAGGACAUAGCCGUCCAGAAAUGAAGAAGACUUGGUUACAUUUUGAUUUGAUUACAAGGAAUGCACCGAAACCACCGACUUCCAUACAGAGGCAUGGGACUGAGGCAGAACCAAACGUGUAGAGAGAAAUCUUGUUUUCUGAUGAAGUUCUUUCUCUGUCAAGUUCUUUCAUGGAUCAAGGGGCAGUUUAACGGAUUGUGUUUUCUUUCUUUUAGAUUUUCCAUUAUUUACAUCCAGCCUGUUUCUUGGACAAAUACUGCACGGAAAUUAAUCCCCCCUUUUUUUCUCUCUCGCUAUCUCUUCUAUUUUAUUCUUAUUCUAGCCUCUUCUUUGAUAUUUUGUUUACUUAGACAACAAUCUUUCACCCAUACUUUGCCUGUUGUGUGUGAAUAAUACCUUUAUUUGCGAGGGGGGAGAUGGCAAAAGACAAAAUUGAAAUUCUGAAUAUAUAAUGUAUUUAUCUAUUUCCAGCACUUGACAUCCAUUUGUCGUUAUCAAACGCAUUGUGGUUGAAAGGACUUGUAGUUAUAAUUUCGUCUUAGAUCAUUUC